This is a messenger RNA of Pseudoliparis swirei, 1818 nucleotides long. RefSeq names its product threonine aldolase 1 (gene tha1). Gene Ontology annotation, biological process: L-threonine catabolic process; glycine biosynthetic process. NCBI's taxonomy places the organism in Eukaryota, Metazoa, Chordata, Actinopteri, Perciformes, Liparidae. The transcript has 7 exons. Gene Ontology annotation, cellular component: cytosol. Gene Ontology annotation, molecular function: L-allo-threonine aldolase activity. The record is from RefSeq and is a predicted model, not a curated record. The coding region runs from base 34 to 1290 and encodes 418 amino acids.
GUGCAACUUUUUGAAACCUUUUGAAAAAACAUCAUGUCCUUGAAAACAUUUUCCAGCAGAGUUUUGUUUAAAGUUUUGAACCAUGGUCUCGCAGCUGCCGCGGUGGGAUGCAGCUCUGUGCGGGGCUAUUACAUCCUCAAGAAACCCACGCUCCGAGGACCGGGGCGGGGCGCCCACAUCCGGGUGGUUGACCUCCGCAGUGACGUGAUGACCCAGCCCGGGCCAGCAUUGAGGCAGGCCAUGGCGAAGGCGGCGCUUGAAGAUGACCUGAUGAAAGGAGAGGAGAAGAUUUGCGAGUUGGAGGAAAUUACAGCCGAUAUGUUUCAGAUGGAAGCUGCACUGUUCGUGCCUUCUGGAUCAAUGGGCAAUCUCAUCGCAGUGAUGGUUCACUGCAGGGAGCGCGACGACGAGAUGAUUGUGGGCGACCUGUCCCAUAUACACAUAUACGAGCAAGGAGGGAGCGCACAGAUAGCAGGGGUCCACGCCACCACAGCGACCACUCUCCCUGAUGGAUCAUUUAACUUGGAGCAGCUGGAAUCAAAGAUCCGCCACAAUUACCCCAUCCCCCACUACCCCCGCUCACGCCUCAUAUGUGUGGAGAACACACACAAUGUACAGGGAGGGCGUGUGCUGCCUCUGACCUUCCUGCAGGAGGUUCGUGCUUUGGCAGAUAGAUACGGUCUGUCAGUUCACAUGGAUGGAGCCAGAGUGAUGAAUGCUGCUGUGGCACAGAAGGUGCCUCCAUCCACCAUACUGCAGCACACACACACCGUCAGUGUGUGCCUCUCCAAGGGGUUGGGUGCCCCAGUGGGGUCCAUGCUGGCUGGACCCCGAGACUUCAUAUCCAAGGCGGUGCGAUGCCGUAAAGUUCUGGGUGGGCAUAUAUUUAAAAGUGGUAUACUGGCAGCAGCUGGAAAGCUGGCUUUACUGGAGAUGGUAGAAAGACUGGAGGAGGAUCACCGUAAUGCAAAAACCUUUGCUCAAGCUCUGCUCGACUGUGACCCUCCUCUAUUCGCUGUAGACAUGGCUGCCGUGGAGACCAACAUCCUGCGUUUCCAUCUACGGGAGUCCAGUUUCAGCCCCUCUGAAUUUUGUGACCGCAUGUGUCAGGUUGGCGAGGGAGAGGAGGCAGCACUGGGAGAGGGGAUACAAGUUCUCAUGUACCCUUUUUUCGGAAAUUCAGUCCGAGCCGUAUGGCAUUUCGGGAUUUCCUCUAAAGAUACCCAGCUGGCCAUCCGGAAAAUGCAAUUUGUGGCGUCUCAGUUCUUGGAGGAAAAAGUCAGGGCCUAGUGAAACCUGAUGCUUCCUAAGGUGUGUUGUCUAAUAUAUUGGACUGAUCUGAGUGAAUGAACAAGAGAUUGAAUUUAUGAUUAUGAUUAUUAUGAAAGCUUUUAUAUCAGCUGAUUGAAGAAUAUUGUGGAAAAAUAGAGGAAUACCUUGAGGAAUGAAGAAUUGUCAGGGAAAUUGUCAUGGUCUGAGAUAAUCUGUGUUUCUAUGUGAAAAUGAAUAUGUUCGGACACUAAUGAGAAAAAUGACAAAUCCAGACAUUUGAUGGUUCCAUGUUCUCAAAGUAUCUAUUGUUGGUGUUUUUGUAUCACAGUUUACUAAUUAUCUUUGGGUUUUAAAGACGUCAAAAUGUCCAUUUCUUUCAUGAUUUCUAGAGCAACAAGCAAUCGAUUGACUGAGAAACCCUCUGACAGUUUAAUCAUUUUUUUACAUACCUGUGAGUUGCAGCCCGAGUCACAAUACAAUCAUUAUACUUUAUAAUAUCCCUUGUGUAUGUGUCUAUAAACAAAUAAACUAUAUAUAUAUAUAUUU